AUGGGAUCAGAUGUUAGGCAGCAAGAGCAGCAGCAGGUAGGCCAAAGCGGUCAAGUGACCCAGCAGCAGCAACCACAACAGCUUUACAUGAGCCCUCAGACUGAGAAUCUGAGUUACAUGUAUAGUUUAGUGGAAAGGCUAAUGGAUCAAUUACAGACAAACAAGCAGAGAAAGGAACAAUUACUUUGGGAUGUGGAUGUUUUGUCCAAGCAGUUGAGUCAAAAGUUUAAUAAGUCUGAGGUGAAGGGUAAGGACGACCUUGAUGUAGUUAUCUUUCAAAACUUUUUGAACGAGAGAGACAAUUUACUUGAUGAUGGUGAUAAUGAUAAUGAUGAUGAUAAACAGGGAUCCGACGCAGGGGGAAAUAGGUUGACGAUCUUGAAAAGACAGAAUGAGCAAUUAAAAAAGAUAUUCGAGUCCAAGACGAGACUUAAUGGUGAUACCUUGUCUCUUUUAUACUAUCAUGAGGAUGCGUUGAAUGAAAUUGUCAGACAUUUGAGAUCAGAUGUCUUGAAAAGUCAUGAGGUUUUCAUUGAAAGGGUUAGAUCAAAAUUCAAUAAUGAAAUGAUACCAAAGGAAGAUGCGGAGUUUAGCUUCUAUUUGGAAAAUGUUAAAGAGAUACAAAAGCUAAUUGAUUUUUCACAAGCCUACAGAUCCUUGUUAAGGCUUAAUGACUCAGAGAUGUAG
Messenger RNA from Zygosaccharomyces rouxii, 687 nucleotides. RefSeq names its product Far7p (gene FAR7). The transcript has a single exon. The record is from RefSeq and is a predicted model, not a curated record. NCBI's taxonomy places the organism in Eukaryota, Fungi, Ascomycota, Saccharomycetes, Saccharomycetales, Saccharomycetaceae. The coding region runs from base 1 to 687 and encodes 228 amino acids.